Cucurbitaria berberidis CBS 394.84 is the source of this 1240-nucleotide messenger RNA. Its product is annotated as arsenical-resistance protein. The transcript has a single exon. Gene Ontology annotation, molecular function: antimonite transmembrane transporter activity; arsenite transmembrane transporter activity; antiporter activity. The record is from RefSeq and is a predicted model, not a curated record. The coding region runs from base 21 to 881 and encodes 286 amino acids. NCBI's taxonomy places the organism in Eukaryota, Fungi, Ascomycota, Dothideomycetes, Pleosporales, Cucurbitariaceae. Gene Ontology annotation, biological process: antimonite transmembrane transport; arsenite transport. Gene Ontology annotation, cellular component: plasma membrane.
CAAUUGGCCUGCUUGUCAUGAUGUACCCUAUCCUCUGCAAAGUCCGCUACGAAACGCUACAUCUACUCCUCCAAUCAAAAGAGCUGUGGAUUCAAGUCAUCGUCUCGUUCGUCCUGAACUGGAUCAUCGCGCCACUCCUCAUGGUUGCACUCGCCUGGGCCUUCCUACCGGACCGCCAGGACCUACGCGAAGGGCUGAUAUUUGUGGGAGUGGCGCGCUGCAUUGCCAUGGUCCUCAUCUGGACGGAUCUCGCGCAAGGAGAUGGGGACUACUGCGCCGUGCUCGUGGCGUUCAACUCGAUUCUGCAGAUUGUGCUUUUUGCGCCUUUUGCCAUCUUCUACGUGCAGAUUGUCAGUCAUGGGGGGAAGACGACUGUCUCGUAUGAGGGCGUGGCACAGAGUGUAGGCGUGUUCCUGGGCAUUCCGGUCGGCGCGGCAGUACUGACACGACUGGUGUUGAGGAGAUUGUUGGGGGAAGACCGAUAUCAGCGGCGCUUCAUCCGGUAUAUUGCGCCCUUCUCCCUCAUUGGGCUACUCUACACUAUCAUGGUGCUUUUUGCAAGCCAGGGUGCGCAUGUGGUUAGGCAAAUUACCGACGUGCUACGUGUUUGCGCGCCGUUAGUGGUCUAUUUCCUCGUCAUGUUCACGGGCACAGUGUGGUUUUGCUGGAAGAUGGGCUUCGGAUACAAGGUCAGCUGUACACAGAGCUUCACGGCUGCGAGCAACAACUUUGAACUUGCCAUUGCCGUUGUAGUUGCCGUGUAUGGUGCGGGAAGCGGACAGGCGCUGGCAAGUACAGUUGGGCCGUUGAUCGAGGUGCCAGUCCUCGUCGGCCUGGUGUAUGUCUUGAGGUGGAUAAGAGAGAAAUGGCAGUGGGCGUAGCAUUGCAUGCGCCUUCGGGUUUCAAACUCUAAUUAAAAUUUGGUCCGACCAUGUAGUUGGGACGUUGGGUUGUUCUAGAAGACGACAGCGCUUUGUGGCGCUGGUACGAGGCUAGUCGGCUGUGUAGCAGAGUCGAUUCCAAGGUUGUGUGGACACCUUUCGAGUUUGAUGUGACGAGCUUGUGAGGGCCAGCGAUGCCUGUAAUGUAAGAGAAACAGUGUGAUCAGGGUUGGCCGGUAGAAUCUUGAUCCGUGGCCCAUGGCGGCACCCGGCACUCUGUCUUGAUGAAUGCACAUUUCUUGCAUAGUCACACCCGGUUCCUUUCCUGCUGCACUGUGUUGCAUUGUUUUCAUUUCAAG